Molecule: messenger RNA, 433 nt
Organism: Tauraco erythrolophus (red-crested turaco)
Lineage: Eukaryota; Metazoa; Chordata; Aves; Musophagiformes; Musophagidae
Gene: CRCP
Product: CGRP receptor component
Biological process (GO): transcription initiation at RNA polymerase III promoter
Cellular component (GO): RNA polymerase III complex
Molecular function (GO): nucleotide binding
Source: RefSeq, a predicted model, not a curated record
AAAAGAUGCAAAUGCCGCAUUGCUGAGUAACUUUGAGGUCUUCCAGUUACUUACUGAUCUUAAGCAGCAGCGCAAAGAGAGUGGAAAAAACAAGCAGAGCUCUGGUCAGCAGAAUCUGAACACAAUCAUGUAUGAGACACUGAAGUACAUUUCAAAAACACCCUGUAGAUACCAGAGUCCUGAGACUGUGAGAGAUUUCCUCGUAGCAAUGAAAGGCCAUAAGCUAACCAAGGCAGAAAAGCUCCAGUUGCUUAACCACAGGCCUGUGACAGCAGUUGAAAUACAGCUGAUGGUAGAAGAAAGCGAGGAAAGACUAACGGAAGAGCAGAUCGAGUCACUACUCCAUACAGUCACCAGUAUUCUUCCAGGGGAUCCGGACGAACAGCAGAGAGACUCGGCCAUGGCAACAGAAGACAAAGGUGACCAGGCAUAA